CCUCCCGCCCCUCCGGAAGGCGCGGGAGAGCCUCCCCAAGGAAGCCGCAAGGGACCAGCCCCCUCCUCCUCCUCCGCCGCCCGCUCCGGCUUCCUUGGCUGGGCUGAAGAGGCAGGGCGGGCAGGCGGGGCGGCGGCGAGGCGGGCCGGGCAGUGGGCAGCGCCGCCCCUUUGGAGACCGGCGAGAGAGUGUCCCCAGGCUGCGCGGAGCCUUGCCUUGCCUUGCCUUGCCUUGCCCAGCCAUGGCUUGGUCUCCCGCCGGCGGCGCCUUGCUGAAGAGAGUGGCCAAGCAGGUCUGGGCGGCGCUGGGCUCCCGGCCCGACCCCCGCGGCAUCCACUGCCUCAGUGCUCUCCAAGCUGGUGUGCCUUCUGCUCCUCCUGCCAUAAACCAAAGCUAUGUCUCUGGUUCAUCGGACAUUCCGCUUCUCUCUAAAACUCUGGACCAGUGCCUUGAAGAUACAACCAACCGGUACCCUGAACGAGAAGCCCUGAUAUUCUCCACAGGAGGAACUCGAAAGACAUUUGCUCAAUUUCAACAAGAUGUAGAAAUGUUCCACCUGAGGGAGAACCACCCCUUCUUGGCAAAUGUGAAGCAGGCAGCAGCUGGGCUUCUGGCAUUUGGUCUGAAAAAGGGAGAUCGACUAGGAAUGUGGGGUCCCAACAUGUAUGAAUGGGUCCUGAUGCAAUUUGCCACAGCCCAGGCGGGAAUCAUCCUGGUAUCUGUGAACCCAGCAUAUCAGUCCCAGGAGCUGGAGUUUGCAGUGAAGAAGGUUGGCUGCAAAGCACUGGUGUUUCCUAAACAAUUUAAAACGCAAAACUACUAUGAGAUUUUGAAGAGUGUUUGUCCUGAGUUGGAAAAAUCAAGUCCUGGAGCACUCAAAAGCAAGACACUUCCAGAACUUUCUGUUGUAGUUAGUGUGGAUGCCAAGCUGCCUGGCACAUUCUCCAUAGAUGAUCUGAUGCAGGCUGGAGAUAGCAGCCAUAAGAAGCAGUUGCAGGACAUCCGGAAGACACUGGACUGCAAAGAGCCCAUUAAUAUCCAGUUCACUUCAGGAACAACAGGAAGCCCCAAAGGGGCCACACUUUCACACCACAAUAUUGUGAACAAUGCAAACCUGAUUGCUAUAAGAAUGCGAAUCGGUGAAGGGGAGUCUCGUUGUUGUCUCCCUGUUCCUCUCUACCACUGUCUGGGUUCUGUAGGAGGCUGCAUGGUGAUGGCUAUUCAUGGUGUCUCUCUUGUCUUCCCAAGUUUAAGCUUCAAUGCAAAAGCCACACUGAAGGCUCUGGACCAAGAAAAAUGCACACACAUUCACGGGACUCCAACCAUGUUCAUAGACAUACUUGGACAGCCUGACUUUGCCAGCUACAACCUCUCGCGUCUCCGGGGAGGAAUCAUUGCAGGCUCACCAGUGCCUCCUGAAGUCAUGAAAAAAUUGAUCAAGAAAAUGAAUAUGCACGAGCUAGUGGUUGCUUAUGGAACGACAGAGAAUAGUCCUGUUACCUUUAUGGGGUUUCCUCAAGACGACAUUAUCAAAAAAACAGAGACUGUUGGAUGUGCUAUUCCUCACACAGAGGCAAAAAUUGAGGAUCCAGAAACUGAGGAAAUCAUCCCAAUCAACAAACCAGGAGAACUUCAGAUUCGGGGCUACUGUGUUAUGCUGGGAUACUGGGGAGACCCUGAAAGAACCAAUGAAGUGUUGGAUGAUGAGAAAUGGUACAAGACUGGGGACAUUGCUGUUCUUGAUGACCACGGCUACUGCAAGAUUGUAGGUCGCUGCAAGGACAUGAUUAUCCGAGGAGGCGAGAACAUAUACCCUGUAGAGCUUGAAAAGUUUCUGCAUACCCACCCUAAGAUUCAGGAGGUACAGGUAGUUGGUGUGAAAGAUGAGCGAAUGGGAGAGGAAAUUUGUGCUUCCAUUCGAGUGAAAGCUGGAGAGGAGUGCACGGCCGAAGAAGUCAAGGCAUUUUGCAAAGGGAAGAUUGCACAUUUCAAGAUCCCUAAGUACAUUGUGUUUGUGAAGGCUUUCCCACUCACUGUCUCGGGCAAGAUUCAGAAAUACAAACUGAGAGAACAAAUGGAGGUACACCUUAAACUUUGAACUGAACAGGAGGGCAGCACAAGAGGAUGUGGAAUGAAUGUUUUCUUCUUUUAUACUUGAACUGUAAGCUGUCAGGAAGCUGCUGCUACCACCAGCCUGCCUUAAGAUGUAUCCAUCAAAUCAAGUGCACUUCAUAUAAUAUCUGUUGGUUUGGAGGGGAGAUCGGUUCAAAUAAACUAGUGACAAGCUCUG
Messenger RNA from Anolis sagrei ordinatus, 2290 nucleotides. NCBI's taxonomy places the organism in Eukaryota, Metazoa, Chordata, Lepidosauria, Squamata, Anolidae. The record is from RefSeq and is a predicted model, not a curated record.